Molecule: messenger RNA, 948 nt
Organism: Prunus armeniaca (apricot)
Lineage: Eukaryota; Viridiplantae; Streptophyta; Magnoliopsida; Rosales; Rosaceae
Source: the annotation of a GenBank genome assembly
AUGAUUGUGAUUGGAGAUGAUCAAGCAGAAAUGCAAAAUCUUUAUAAGUAUCUAGCUUCCGAGUUUGAGAUGAAGUCAUUGGGUGAUUUGAAGUACUUUCUUGGGAUUGAAGUUGCCAGAUCUAAACAUGGUAUCUUUCUGUCUCAAAGAAAGUAUAUUUUGGAUUUACCUGCAGAGAUUGGAAUGUUGGAUUAUAAACCAAUUGAUACUCCUAGUGAACAGAAUCAUAAGUUGGGGUUGUAUCCUGAUCAAGUCCCUACAGAUAAAGAGCGUUAUCAACGACUUGUGGGGAAAUUGAUUUAUUUAUCUCAUACACGUCCUGAUAUUGCAUAUGCACUUAGUGUAGUGAGUCAGUUUAUGCAUUCUCCUAGUGAAGAUCAUAUGGGUGUUGUGAUGCGCAUCUUAAGGUAUUUUAAAGUAACUCCUGGAAAAGGGUUAAUGUUUUGCAAGUAUGGUCAUACAAAUGUGGAAGGGUAUACGGAUGCUGAUUGGGCUGGUUCAGUCACUGAUAGACAUUCUACGUCUGGGUAUUUCACAUUUGUUGGUGGUAAUCUUGUUACUUGGAGGAGUAAAAAGCAAAAAGUGGUGUCUAGGUCUAGUGCCGAGGCCGAGUACCGUGGGAUGGCUCAAGGUGUGUGUGAGUUACUAUGGUUGAGAAGAUGGUUGAGAGAUCUUGGGUUUGGACCCCGGAAACCCAUGGAUUUGUAUUGUGAUAAUAAAGCUACAAUUGCAUUUGCGCAUAACCCUGUGCAACAUGAUCGUACAAAGCACGUGGAGGUUGAUCAACAUUUUGUUAAAGAGAAGUUGGAUGCUGAAAUUAUUUCUUUUCCGUUUAUAUCAUCCGAGUAUCCACUGGCAGAUGUUCUUACGAAAGCUGUGUCUACUACAAUCUUUCUCAACUCGCUUGACAAGUUGGGCAUGCGUGACAUCUUUGCUCCAGUUUAUUAG